This is a messenger RNA of Cyprinodon variegatus (sheepshead minnow), 915 nucleotides long. Its product is annotated as vegetative cell wall protein gp1-like. The record is from RefSeq and is a predicted model, not a curated record. The transcript is spliced from 4 exons. NCBI's taxonomy places the organism in Eukaryota, Metazoa, Chordata, Actinopteri, Cyprinodontiformes, Cyprinodontidae. Bases 1 to 915 code for a protein of 304 amino acids.
AUGGCAGCAGGGGCAGACAGCCAGGCGUACACUGGCCCAGACUCCAAGCAGCACUCCCCACAGAACCCCGAAACCCCACCGGGGCCCCUGCCCAAGGGCAAUGCGCCCCAGGGAUCCCAGACCCCAGGACCCACCCCAGACCCACCCUGCAGUAGGGCCAGGCAAUGCCCAAAACCCCCCGGCGCCAGCACCAGCACCCCCACCCCGACACCGGCCCCCGAAGGACUCCCCCCCGACACCGGUCCCACAACACCAAUCCGAAGAAGAAGAAAGCCACACAACACAAAGAACGGCCGCAAACAAGCCAGUGCCCAACACCUACCGCCACACUGCGAGAACCCCUCCACCCAGAUGCUUCUCCCCAGAAAAGUCAACAUGCCUGCCCUCCCAGGAGACAGGCAAGCCCGCCGAACAGGAAUCCCUCCGGCAGCGCACCGCCGGCAUGCGGGGGCCCGAGCGGCCCCAACAGACAACAUCAGAAGGCCGAUAUGGACGAACCGACGGCACCAACCAAGCCCCCAGGCGGAUUCCCCCACCCAAAAACACAACGAAACCACUCCGCCCCCACCGACCACAGCAAACACAGCCGCAAGGCAAAGCAAAGGACAGAGCAGCCCCACCCGGCGCACGCCAGAGAGCCAGAGCAGCAAGGCCGCCCCAGCAGCCGGCACAAGCAGCAAAAAGAAAGCAGCAGACGCGCCCCCACCACCCCCGCCGCGCCCGGCGCGAAAGCCGCACGACCCACCCCGCUCCGGCCCCGCACCGCCCACAGAACCCUCAAACUCCCAGGCCUCUGGUAGAGGACCCGAGCUCGAGGAUGACAGAUACCACCCCACAAGGGAACUCCCCUCUGGUUCCUCGCCUCUGCAUUUGGGUCUUCAAAACCUCAACCAAACCCUGACAGAGAGGGAUUAA